AUCUUGAAGGUUAGGAAAUUUAUCUUUUCAUCUACUUUGAUUGGCUAGACCUCGAUAUAAAAAUUGUAAACGCGAGUUAUAUCAACGAGUGAGAUCAAAGGUCAAUUCGGAGUUGGCACAUUACUUGACGUUAGUCUUACAGAUUCUUUUAACUUUCAAUCUUGCCCUUAUCAUUAUCGAUAAAGUGCUGCUGAUGCCUGUUGGUUACAACAGUUGAUUGAUACGACGCGUGUGCAGAAUAUUCUUGGGCAGAAAUGGCGCGUGUGCUGGUUGGCGUGAAGAGAGUAAUAGAUUAUGCAGUAAAGAUUCGCGUCAAACCAGACAAGACUGGAGUGGUCACUGACGGCAUCAAACAUUCAAUGAAUCCUUUUGAUGAGAUUGCCAUAGAGGAGGCAGUGCGAAUGAAGGAGAAGAAGAUAGCCCAGGAAGUGAUAGCGGUCAGCUGUGGACCGAGUCAGUCACAGGACACUAUCAGGACUGCACUGGCGAUGGGUGCGGAUCGUGGAAUUCAUGUCGAGAUAUCGGGUCCCGAGUAUCAGACACUGCAGCCUAUUCAUAUCUCAAAGAUACUGGCCAAGCUGGCACAACAGGAAAAAGCAGAUCUGGUGAUACUUGGCAAGCAGGCCAUAGACGAUGAUAACAAUCAAACGGCGCAGAUGACUGCUGGCGUCUUGGAUUGGCCGUCUGGAACAUUCUGCAGCAAGAUCGAAAACAAGAGUGGUGAAUUGACUAUUACACGUGAAAUCGAUGGUGGACUGGAAACGAUCAAGAUGAAGGCUCCCGCGGUCCUGAGCGCCGAUCUUCGCUUGAACGAACCACGUUACGCGACCUUGCCGAAUAUCAUGAAGGCCAAGAAGAAGCCCAUUAAGAAAAUGACUCCGAAGGAUCUUGGUGUGGACGUGACGCCGAGAAUCGAGGUACUCUCGGUGGAGGAUCCACCAGUCAGACAGGCUGGUGCUAUAAUACCGGACGUGGACACCCUGAUAACGAAACUGAAAGAAGGCGGCCACGUUUAGCCGGAAUAAGUAUAAAUUGUAAAACAGAAUCUUUGAAUCCUCUUGUUAUAUUUUGAUAAUUCUUGUCUGUAUAUAGCACAAUGUUUUUUUGUACAUCGGGAAUUGUAUAUGAUACAUCUGAAUAAAUUUGUACUGCGCAAA
Molecule: messenger RNA, 1157 nt
Organism: Ooceraea biroi (clonal raider ant)
Lineage: Eukaryota; Metazoa; Arthropoda; Insecta; Hymenoptera; Formicidae
Gene: Etfb
Product: Electron transfer flavoprotein beta subunit
Biological process (GO): fatty acid beta-oxidation using acyl-CoA dehydrogenase; amino acid catabolic process
Cellular component (GO): mitochondrion
Molecular function (GO): electron transfer activity
Source: RefSeq, a predicted model, not a curated record